AUGGAUUCGCGUUCGCUUAACCUCGGUGAGCUGUCUUGACGAAAUAUGACGUAAGCACAGAUAUUCCGAAUAACGUUCUACUUACAAGUAUAUAAGUAAGUUAAAUAUUGAUCAUACCAUGCUUCCAGGGUAAGGAGAUACCACACUAACAGCACAGGUACUAGCCAAAAGCCCAUACACGCGUGUUUCGCCGAUAUUCUGCCGCUGCAUAGCGCAACUGCAAGGGGUUCGGCUUGUCAGUGGGUCCCUCACUGAUCCUGACCCCGAGGCCUACAUUUAUGACGGUGGAACUUAAAAGACACCAGGUGGACAGUUUUGUGUGAACGUUCGUCGCAGCAUUUGAAGGCCAUUCCAUAAUCUAGGGUCGAAUAUCUCUAAUUCAUUCUCUUUUUAGAACUCAGCGAAUUCUGGUCUUAUAUAUAACUCUUGUUUGGUUUGAUUUCUAUAUUCCCAGAAAUUUAUUUAGAGCAAAUUAAAGCUAUUCAAGUGUCCCAAGUAUUUCAGUGAAAAAGUCCGAUAUUGUCAAGCAUUCAUUCAGAUUCUUGUCUUAUUUUAGCUAUAAAAUCGGACCAGGAGAGAAACUACUGCUGGCUUCGACAAAUUUUAUCAAGUAAGUUUAGCAAAUCCAAGUACGCCUCGGAGUGCUGCCAGUUUGGAAUUGACGCGAAAGAGCAUGUGCUCUGAGAAUCGUAAUUGAGGUUCUACUUGUGUUAGACACGAGUCAACCGUUUUAAAAUUAUGCCGUAUAAAUAGGCUUUUCCCUGAAUCAUGGUGAACAAAAAAUCCUUUCAUUCUCUUUCACGCGUAGGUCAUUUACAGUGAGAAAUCCGGCUAGGUUGUUCACAUAACUUGACGAAAAAGUUAGUAAUUCAGAAGCAUGUGAAGUAUGAAGGGCCGCCCGCUGGAGAGGGAAGUAAUAUCGGCCUUAGUCACUUACUCUUCCCAACGUUUAACGACACAGGCUUCAAAAGUUCUAGGGUUACCUUAAGACUGCGCCAAAAAUUAGCUGUGAUACAUUCCCUCUUGCCUAACUCGAGCCAGCUUGAGAUUCGGAGCCGCGUAACGACAUUUCCAGGGUUCCGGCUGAUAACUGCACCGGAGCGUUUUCAAAUACAGAUGACGGCAUUUGCAAUGCAAAGCAAAAGUCUUUUCCUAACUUGAUUGUUAAAUUUUCUGGAAUUUCCUGAUUUUUUUUCUAAAGAUUUGUGGAUUGUUGACCUUAUCCUAAGAACUAGUAAUUGGAAGGCCUGCAAAGGCUGAAAAGUAUGACAUUUGGGUUCUGGGCCUUUUCGGUGCGGUCUAGAAUCGUUGUCUCCUUAAACUUUCCUACAAUAAUGCCCAGUGAAUUAUGCCUGGUUUCGGCUCUCAUUGGUCGCCUUCGGUGGGAUUCAUACGUGUGCUACAGUGUCUUUGGAGCCUAAACUUCCAGUUGCCAACUAUAGACUGAAUUACCAGUUGAAGGUUAAUGUAAAGAGUUUAACAGCUACGCGUAAUACCACUCAAAACAAAAAUCAUUGUUUCACUGACGUGGAUUCGAAGUCAUUGGAAUCCAAAACUUGGGAAGAUACUUACUUUUAUACGUCUGACUCUAGAAGUUAAUGAAUGUCAGAUGCCUCACUGCAAAUUAUGGUGUAAAAGGGCACUCCGUCGAUGUCUUUUAGGCGCCCUAGCGUUACACCUGAAAAAUGCUAUUUGGUUUUACAAGCCUUUCAGUCUGAAUCGAAUUGGAAAUAGAUCCAACGUGCCGGAAACCUUAGUUGAGGGCUAAUACUAACCGAUGAAACACACAUUGCUAUUUAUGAUUAUUAACACCCAGAUAAGUUGCUUAGACCGGCUGUUGUGCGCUUGAAUAACAAAGUUUAUAGAAGGCACUGUUUCCAGAGGGAACAAGUGUCCUAAUGGUUGCAGAAGUCCACGGAAUUUUUGUGCACGGCCGGCAGGAGAAGGAAGUGUUUCCAUAUUGGUCAGGCUGAAACAGGCACUUCUGCACGUUUAUCAAAAAAGUUUUCCUCUUUGACGCUACCUUGAGGCACCGUCUCUCCAGCUUCAAAAACAGUUCUCAGUGUCAGAUACUUGGGACAGACGGCGGCCACAAGAAGAAUAACCCGAAGUCUGGAGGGCUAUUCCUAACAUCAAAGGAAUCUCCAAGGCGGUUUCAGGACUGUUACAACCCGCCAGGGUAGGCAUUGCCAAUCAACCCCAGGCAACGAAUCUUCGCCGUUCGAUGCAACCCAAAGACAUAAUGACACCCACUGAAACCUCAGCAGUUGCCUAUCAAAUACAUUGUGACGACGGAGACUGCAUCUACGUUGGGGAACACCGACGGAAAUUGCAGACCCGCCUACAUGAGCACAAACUGGCAACUCGGAGACUAGACCCAAACUCACAGCUUGCGGCUCACAUCGAGGAAACUGGUCACAGUUUUGACUUUCAAGGAGCAGCCGUCUUAGGCAGGAGCACCUCAAAGACAGAACGUCUCACACUUGAGGCUUGGUACUCUGAUGUCAACUCCAUCAACAGGCACCUAGACCUUCCUUCGGCCUAUAAAGUCUUACGUCAUUACAUACGCCGUGACGAAGAGAAGACAGUCAUACGACGCCUAAAACUACCGAGCAAACGCGGCCUGUCGACCAACUCACCCAAAAGGGGAACGCAAACGCAACUAACCCCAAUUGAGGCGGCGACACAAUACAGGAGGCCACCAACACUCACAGGCGACGGCCGGUAGGCCAAAGCAGCGAAAGAAGAGAAAAAAAAUCCAUCACCCCAAGGCCAACUAAUCCGGCUGUCCAUUCAAAAUCCUGAUCGGCUUUUUCACUUGACGCUUUGAUAAUGGAGAGCCGCUUUAGCUCUUCGAAACGUCAGCCCUGCAAGUCCCUCGAUCCGGUGAGCAGUUCAUUUUCCUCAGAUUAUCAACCCGGAUCUCUUACUUUUGCUAACCUGAUACUUGCGACAGUCAGCAGUUACCUCUUACGCGGCACACAGUCCUUAUCAUCGCGUCUAAGUACCCUCUUUGGACUUCAUGUCGUAGCAAAUGCGUGUUCAGUUUCCGUCAACUUGUUGUUUGAGUGGAACACAUCUGUAACAGGGUGAGGUAGGUGGGCCUGUUCUCCCUUGCAUACCAAAAACUAGGACCGGGGAUGUAUUGCAGGCGAUCUGUUGAAGUUUGAAGGCUGAACUUGCAACUAAGACCAUUACAUACUGGCACCCUUUACAGAUCUAGCGUACUUAUGGACGUUCAGAGUCAGAUGAAUGUGGAGAAAGCGGCCUAUGCAGACUGCUGGAUAGAGGUGAUCAUUUUUGUUUUGCAUGAAACUCUGAGUCGAAAGCCCACAAUAUCGGUUGCGUAGCAACUAGUCAUUCCGCAAUGAAGGUGUGUCACAAACGUGGGCGAAUAAAACUGAUAUAGGCGUUUCUGGCCUGUUUCGAAUCGUCAGCAAAACCCGGAAAUCUCGUCUGAACUCAUUAAGGAGUUCCACGUCAGACGUUCCGCUACCUGAUUUACAGGUCCACGGGCUGGUGAUCGAGAGCGAGCAAUACUCCAAGUCGAAUGGGAGUUGCCUUCGGUUUUGCCCUACACUCAUGCCUACGUCACGCCCAGUUGGUUGCAUAACCACGGACAUUAAUUAAUCAAGACGACUAGACAGAGGAUGAAGGUACAACACGAAACGCCCACAUUCCGCCCUGCAGUCUGGUUGGAUUUGUAAUCUUAGCUGUUGCAGAUUACAGCUGACAGAGUUUGACGACGCAGCUCAACUGGUAGAAUGUGAAGUGAAGCGACCAUCUUUGAAAGGAACUCAAAUCUCAGUUGACUCUGCAGAGCUUGAUUAUUAUUCGCUGAUGACGACAAAGAUGCGAAGACUUGAAUCUCCACGGGACCCACCAAUAAAAGUAAUUAUCACAAAUUGAAGAAACUCACGUCAUUUUUGAAAGUAGGCAUGGCAAUGCACCUUAGCGCCUUGGCUCAUGUGAAGUAAUUUUAACAGACACGUGUUUGAAGUAUAGUUUUGGUAUUUUAGAUUUGCCCAAUCGGAAACACUGGAUGCACUUUCUGUGCCACCUUUGUGACGUCGAGCAGGAAGCUGCUCUACAUUACUACCAGGUACGUCGAAAAACUGGUAAUAAAUGGCGGAAAGUUAGUGCAUUGUUAGAGAAUAUAAUUUCCAACCAAUAGCGUUCGCGUUGAUCGCGGCACCCUACUUGAUUAUUCAUGAGAAGAAAAUUGUAGACAUCUAAACAAACUUCCGGGGGGAUCCAAUUUCUACUAAAGCCGGCAAAGUCACACUUUCGAUGUAAAUCGGUGGCAUUUUGUAAGGAUGAAAUUGAACCAAACGUGCAUUCUUUAUAGAACGCGAAUACUGUGCGGUCCCCGGACGACUCCACGGUGGAGUUAAACCCAUUCCGGUUAGACUUACAUGUUCUGCCGAAGGAUGCCGGAGCAACAGGCAAUCAGAAGGUCAUGCAAUGUGCAAUUUCGCGGCCAUAGAGCUUUGCAGACCAUUUCAAUAGAUAGUUACGGAUAUUGAAAACCCAUCAGUGGAUCUUUCCCGUGCGGGCUGGUUCACACAAAGAGCCGUCAGUCAGCAUAGGAAAAUCCAAAUGGAGGGGGCCUGUUCACGUUUGCUGAGUCGUCUGGCCACCAGAGAUUUCGGUUGGACAGAAGUUUUAUAAGACAUUUAAUAUCGCCUGAGUUAAACCGGUUCCCCAGCGCAAAACUGAAGCUUAAGGUUCUGCGUAAUGGACGACGAACUAGCUGAUCUCACAAAGUGCACAUGCAACCGUGCACAUUAACCUCAGUCAUAUUAAUUUUAAUUCAGCUGGGAAAAACUCCACGACCUUGGUGGGAUUCGGACCCACGACAGCAAUGGGAAGGCUUGAAUAUAACCAGCACUCUUGCUACCUGAGCCACGAGGUCCCACCGUGAGCCGUGAAUUUAGUCGCAUUUGAGUCAAGUUAUUCACCUGGUAACGAGAGCGUUGGUUGUACUCAAGCCCUCCCCUUUCAUGAGUUCGAGUCCCACCAAGAUUGCCUAGUUUUUCACAGUUGUGUCAAAAUGGAUUAUUCAAAAUCUGUAAAAACACCUAUUAAUUUGGUCAUAUGGCAUCUGGACGGGUUACAAGUCACCGCACUCUGUAGAAAUUAGAACAGUAAAUUUCGGGACAAACUUUUUGAAAUAAACUUCUUUUUUUCGAAUGCCAGAGUCCACUGGUGGUAUCUGGGUCCGAUCGCGCAGUGUACCGGUUGAUAGGCAAAGUUGCAGUAAAAAGGAUGAUACAGCAAAUCGAACUCAAGAAUUUACUUAUUCGGAAUCGAUGAAAGUACUAUCAUCUAACUGUCUUAGAUUACGACCAGCUGUCUCGAAGGUGUAACUUUCUCCAGGCAGAGCAUCGAGUUUUUAGAAACGCUCAAACAAAAUGGAUGUUGAAUAGGUAAUACAUUCUUCUGCGUGCAAACUAACGUUCGCGUUCACCGACCGCUUAAAUUCAACUGUUUAUGGUCAGUCAGGAUGGAUUCGUCUGCUAAAGUUUUGCGUGUAAGAUCGAUGUUCCCUAGCCUGCGAUCACAUAGGACUUCCGGCUGAGCAAUUUUCCGCCUUGGCGCGACAAAUGGCUAGUAGCACCGUUGUUUCGUUGAUACCCAUCUUAUUGGGGCAACUAAUUUUAAUAUGUAAAGUGUUGAACGUAAGUCACUAUUACGGUAGUCGCGCAGAACUGAGAUUACCAGAGGAGGGGAGGACGUGCCCGAAACAAAUUUCCGUAACUCAAGCCAAUUAUUAGGAGGGGAAGAGUUCCGCCCUACUUAACGAGAGUUCCACCCCCCCCCCCUCUAUUGUACUUGAAGAGCUAGCUCCGCCGGCUUCUGCAUCUUAUCCAGAAUCAUCCGGUUGUCACCGUUCUGCUGACGCGAGGCCUGCGGUCCACUGUCGGGCUGUUUUUGCGCUACCGUCACGUUGAAGCAGCACUGGUGGUCAUGCUGAUGACUAGCAAAAUACUAUUUUCCAGAAUUUCUCUGGCUUCAGUGACUUUUCCACUGGGGUUGGAUUUGUUCUCUCUGGGCGUGAGUGUGAGGCGGAAUUACAUCCUUCUGCCACGGCGUUCUUUAUUCUUCUUAUUGUUGCUGGGUGGAGUUUUGCUCCUCUCGACGACGUUGACCCCGCGAAUGGUCAAACCGACUGCGCAGACCACGGCUCAACGGUCGUCCUAGAAUUAGGUCAGUCCACAGCUUACUGGACAGCGGCCACACAGAGCUGCUGCUGCUGUUGACAAGACGGUUGCCUCUGGGUCCUCAAGCUGAAGAUGUAGAUUUCCAUCGGACAGACUGGGAGGGUGUAAGACGACAACGACGGCGACAGAUGAGAACUUAGUGGAUACUGGAUAAUGCUCUCACCAUCCCCUAGUACCGAUUCGCCAAUCGCUGCGCCAUCGAGCCUGAAGGUAGUACAGAUGAAUGGUCCCUGGUUGCCCAUUCGUCAGAUGUGGAAUCCUGUUUUUGUGAGAGCAAGACUUCGCUGAGAACUAUGUCACUGUCGCCAGUUGCUAGUGUCAGGGGUAGGCCAACAGGCAGGUGCCGUUUUCCAGGAUACUGGACUUCCGUUACUCCUUAAACUUAUACCAUCUAUCCAUCCCGUCCUUUUAAAGGGCGCAGUUGUACGUCACCACUAGGCGUACAACAGACUAACUGAUGAGUCCUUAUGGUUGCAGAGAUGGGGGUAAUGUAGUGCUUAGCACCAUCUCGUGAGCCGCGGAAAGAGCUUCUUCCGCCAGAAGUGUCCCUAUUGCAUUCAGAGACUACCAGACUGGACAUACCAGCGGGAACUCUCACUCCCUAGGCCUACUCUGUUUUCAGGCAAGUCUGCACGAAGUUGAGGAGAGUGCACGCAGAAUAUCCACCAUCUACCGUCUCCUGCAUCGUCUUCGUUCCGCCAACAGGCCUCCCAAGGAUGUUGUCGGGGCAGACAACCAGAUGAACCUCCUCUGGCAGUCGAAUGUCACCUGCGAGAGACUCUGCUAUGAGGUCUGGUUACGCCUACUGGAGCUGACAAUGUUUCUCGAGGGUCACCAGAUGCCACUGGCGCGGUUGCAGGAACUGCCCUGGAGUUUCCUAAAGGCCAGAGUUGGGGAGGACGCUGGCGGGGCUUCUGCUAUGUCCGAGCUACUUCGUUCUGUUCUACAGGGUCCAGAAUGCUCCAGUCUCAAUGAUCGUUUGUCGAAGCGACUUGCUACUGGAGGGGUACGUCAUGUAAGUUUCCCUCUAUCAGCUGAAAGGAUUACUUUAUUUUGACACAACCGUGAAAAACCCGGCGACCAGAGUGGGAUUCGAAACCACAACAGCAAAGGGGAGGCUUUAGUACGGCCGACGCCCUAACUAUCUGAGCUAAGGAACCCGACCGGCAGACGUGAGUUUAAUCACAUUUGAGUCAAUUUACCUGCCCAACCUGCUGCAACGUAUGGAGUCCACCAAAUCUUAUGCAGUAGCCUGACUGCUCACACGAGGUUUCGUAGGUAAUCAAUUCAGAACCCACCAGAUGACUACCAGGCUCACUUGAUUAAAAAGUGUUUGAUAUUACCUCUAACAAGAUUAUACCAAAUUAAAGUCCAUAGUAUCCAGCAGGAACUGAUAAUCCACCGGCAAACAUGAUACUGUAAGCACGCAGACGGUGGUCAGAGUAUCAGCAAUCGGAACAAUUUUAUCGGACUCUGGUUUGACAAAGCUUGUCACUUUCCUGACAUGCACCUUAGAUUCCCAGAGAAAAAACAUCCAAUAGAUAUAUUUUUAGAACUACCUCAGGCAUUAAUCGAAGUCAGAACUUAGCACUCUUAGGCGGGCGGGAAAGAUUAUUUGAUUAAAAUGACGCACAUCUUAGACUGGAUCUCCUAAUAAAGACUUAUAUUGGAAGGGGGAGGGAGGUUUGAUUGAACCGGAACACAGAGGCUCAGCUCAUGAAUUGCAGCAGUUAUCAUCCCUUCCGUUAGGACUUUUAUCUCUAUGACGCAUCAGUCUAAGCAGUCAGUAUUUUCAACAGUAAAUUCCUGUUCAGCCGUCUCAGUGAUCGCCCCUUUUUACUUCGAGGCUAAUUUACCUACUACAUUCACCUCAGUAGUUGACGUUAAAUUAAUUGUUUUGGCGGUUAGUUAAACUUACUGCGAAACCCGAAGGGAAUUAUGUUGUUUUCUAUCUGCUGUUGUAGAAUGCGCCAUUUUCGCUAGUCACUUGUUUUGCUAAAUUGUCCGAAGUGCAGUGUCACAACGCAUGCACUUACUGAAGCCUCUUAUGCCGGUCAUGUCCUAAGUUGGCUCCAAGCACAUAGGUUACGUUUGUGCAUAGGGCAGAAGGCUAUACGUCAGCAAACGACUGCCUAGCCUCACGUCGGAGCUCAAUCCCCUAGUGGUUUCACCGCGCGAUGUCGACCCCCUGUCCAAGCAAGAACACUGAUGACUCUAUUAAACACAUUUCGCGAGAGUCCUCUGCUCCGCCUAAAGCUGUUCAGAUCUCAGCUACAAAAUCCCGGAGCUGAAAGAGGCCCUGAGCGAAGUCAUGGGGACCGUCUAACAUCCCCCGUCUCCAAAGCAGCCUAAAACACCGGCCCAGCUUUAAUCUGCCACGGCUCCCCCAAGGGUCAAAGCACAGGCUAUUCUGGAAGAGUUUUCAGCUUUAGGUGAAAAAUGCAGGGUAAAUCUGCGCCUGCCAAUCUCACCUUUAACAAACUACAAGUUUAUUCGAUGUUUUUUUUCAGAGGGAGCGGCGACGACAGAGAGUACAAUGCGAACACGGAACAAACAUGAGCAACCAGGGGGGAAAUCCUGCGGAGAACGAGGAUGGGCCGUCAGGGCACGAGGGGCGGGCAACUCAAACGAAUUCCUUUGAAAGUAAGCCCCUCUCUCGUCAGUUUUAACUGCCACAGCAUUAAAAACUGUGGAUACCCAAACCCAUUCGCAGGCUUUCUUUCCAAGCUGAUGCUUACUCGCGAUGACACUUGACGAAAGACGAUCUGCAAGUAACUUGAGAUAUUUCCUCCGUCAGGACUUACGAGGGCUAGCAAGGCAAGUCCUCAAGCGACACUCACGGAGAACUAACGCUUUGACGCACGCGCUAAGGAAGAUCGGGAUACGUAUUGUUUAUUUAAUGUAGUAUAUUUGCAUAAAAUUAGGUUAGCUGAUUCUGCGUUUAUAGCAGAAAUUAUGCCUCAGCAGCGGCUUUGGCCAGUUUUCGGUAACAUAAUUUCGUAUGAGAAACAGUCUAAUCCUGGUAAAGAACCCCGCCGGCUGCUCUUUAGAGUAGUAUCUGUCUGGCGUUUCAAUUUGCUAUAAAAGGGCGGGCCCAUUCAUCUUUCCCUCGGAAGGUACGUGGGGCAUUAUAGUUUAGUAAUUAAAAUCUAAGAUUUGAUAGGCCAUCUUCAUCAUGCAUCAUCAAGAUCACAAAAUCGCACGAAGGUUUGCUUUGCUAUCUGCAGUCCAUUGAUGUUAAACAGGCUUACGUCUGCAUGUCCAAAAUUACGUAAAGUGAGUUUUCCCGAAUGGAUGCCGGGAGAACUGGGACUUAAAUGUAGGUGCCUUAAGUGCAUGAUUGUCGAAGUGCUCAAGGAGACUUUUUUUUACUGAAGGUGGAUUUGGGAAUUAGUUUUAGAAUAGUAACUGUGUUGGAACAGCUAGGGAGGCCUCCGUAUAUUCGGCUGUUAAACGCUGCUAGGCUCUUCACCGCCGCAACCACAGUAGGUGGGAUAACUCAUGAAAUCUCAAUCGAAAUUCCAAAAUGCCUUUUCGUUUCGAAAAGAUUAAUUAAGCAGGGUUGUAAAACUGGUCAGCCUGUAAUAUUUCAGUUACCUCAGGAUGCCAGCUUUCGAACGAACUUCCACACUCUGCAAAAAUGACUACUUAAGUAGCAUGAAUUCUUCUCAUUGAUUUUCGAUGCCCCAAACGUCUAAUUAUAUUUCAUGGGAAACAUGCAUAAAAAUAUUCAUUCUCCUGCUCAUUCGGUAGAUAAUUACGUCUUCUUCCAAUUUUAUACUCGAAGAAAGGGUAUAGCUCGGUUUCAAAAAACUGUUCCAACUCCCGAAUAAUUUUGAACCCGCCCUACUGUUACACUUGGAUUCAGGGUUUCCAUGCUACAAGCCGUAUUUUCCGGGAACGGAAAAUCACACAUUUCUCUACGGCAAUUAAGGGGGGGGGGUGUAUAGGGUUCCUAAAUUUAGCAGUGGAUUUGAUCCAUAUUGUUAACUUUACAAACCACAUUGGUAAAUGCCGAGAUAUGACGAUUUAUGAACGUCCACUUCAUGGUAUUUAAAAGUCCCACAAUUAGAAACUUUUUAAAACUCGAAUUAUGUCCCUCCUUCGAGUAUGAAAUUAGAAGAAGACGUAAUUUUCUACCGAAUGAGUAAAAAAUAGAUAUUUUUAUGCAACUUUUCCAUGAAAUAUAAUUAGACUUUUAGGGGCAUCGAAAAUCAAUUAGCAAAAUUCAUGCUACAGAGUGUUACAUGUGCUACAUGUUACAGAGUGUGGUGUUUGCAUGCAGCCAGAAGGAAGUUCAUUUGAAAGUCGGCCGCCUGAGGUAGCUGAAAUAGUAUAGAAUUAUGUUGCAGGCGGACUAGUCUUACGACCCUACGUAAUUGAUCUUUUCGAAACGAAAGCGCAUUUCGGAAUUUCGGUUUACAUUUCAUGAGUUAGCCCACCUACCGUACACGUGAAUUUAUUUGAAGUGAUGCGGACUUGCAUUGCACCUCUCUCAAUCGGCAGCCUUCGUACCCAUGGUCUAAAAGGUUAUGUGAUAAGGUGGCAGUUCAUUCAGUGAAAUGAGAAAUUCAUUUGCCUGGCGUUCUGGAUUCCUUCUCGAACCCCUGGUCAGAGGCGGCAAUGAAGAUGGAGGCGGGUGGGUCGCAGAAAUUAUAGACUGUCAUUACUGUUCAACCACAUACCUAUCCACAUUAGCUGUUCCUGAGACCAUCGCAGAUGGUGGUGCCUACCGUGAUGAGUGCUUGGGUGCCUGUGCUCGAGUAGCCAACUGUCCCAGUUUCGACACGAAAGUUUUGUAUUUGGAGAGCAACUGCAUUCUACUAAUACUGCGCUCCUUGUUACUGUCUGAGAUGAUGGGUUCAGUCGUAAGUCCCAGACGACAAACGACAAAAAUUACCGUUUCGGCAAAUGAGCCUCCUUCUAAUUUAACUGUUUUCCGGAACCCAUCUUUUUGUUUGCGACUGUUUACAACAAGCCGUAUCCGAGGUGAAUCGAUCGCACGCUCUCUUUCUCUCUCUCUCUCUCUCUCUCAUAUACAAGUGAUUUGUCCGAAUCAAAGCUGUAUCCGGAAGUCUUCUUUAGAGUCGCAACCGUUGCUGUUAGUGAAAAGUGAGCAAUAGAGGAUGAGGGAGUUUGAUUGGCAAAGACAAUGGUUUCCAAAACGUAAUCGUCCAUACUCCGUCCUUUAGCCUGGAUAGCGUUACUCAACUGCGAUUGAAAAUUUCUGAUCUCAGUCUAUGCGACAUGCGCUCGCAGACCGGUGAUGAGGUCACUGUUUGAUGGGCGACUGACUCAGUGCUGAACCACGGGCAUGCCAGUGCAUGAAUUUAGAGUAUCAUAAAUCUGAGCUCAUUAAUAAGUCAGAAAUGACCCCGGCAGUGUCCCUAAUUUUGCCAAAUGCUCUUUUCGGCUGUUUAUUGCAAACUGUAAUCCGAGUCCAGGUUGAAAGGGACCAGCCCGUGUUCCCUCCAGAAGGACACUCCACGCCACUCGCACCUGGUUCAUUAUGGUGCACUCUGGUGCUACAAUCAAGUUUGUUUUUUGAGUUCUGUCGGAUGUGCUUGAGGAUUCGGACUGCGGUCGUCUUAAACAACAUAUUAGUCCUUCCAAGGAUUUGGGGUCUGCUCUAGAAGCGAAAGAAUAUUCGUUUGCGGGAGACCAGUAUUCACAAAAGCCGGAUGUUGGCCUUCGUAGCGUUAAUGACCGAAGACCUAACCGUUCAGAUCUACCUAUUUGACCUCUUCUCAUGGCCAGAGUUCUGAGAUCGUAAAUGCCAUUAUACUUCCCUUCACACAUCGUAUCCGAUACCCAAUCACCACUGAAUUCGAAUUUUUACAAGGUGAGGCCUUCCCACUCCGAUUUUGUCUGGGCUUUUCUAGUCGCUGGAAAGUGGGUUUAAUAUCAGAAUGCCGCAGGUGAGUGGAUUUUGGGGAGGAAGACCUCUACCACUCUCUUCACUUUGCUGGAAGACAGACAUGCUUAUUUUCCAUUGCGUUUGCUCUGUAUGUUUUAAAACACAGUUAACGUGUCAGACCUCUGGUCCAGAGUGAGGUUGUUUGUAGCGGUCUCGACGGCUCUCAUUUUGCAUGUUUAUUUAAAAAAGACUGGUAUUUUGUGCGUCGAGGCUUGCACAUGGCUUGUCACUGAUACAUUGGUGUUUACUUCUUUCGGCUUAAAAUGUUUGACUGCAAAGUUGAGAGUUUUCAAGUCUGCUGUAUUUGAAUUUUAUAGUUCUCACUGCGCCUCUGUUUUUUGUCUAUGUCCAUACCUAUGACGUGCCAAAAAGCGACUAACAGCUAACCCAUCAAGGGUUUUCUCGAGAAUUUUAGAAGAUGAGUUUAUGGGGUGGGGUAGGUGGUUGUUAUAGUGAGGUCAGUCGGGCCACACUCCGUCGCAAUCAAAUGCGGAGUUUAGCGCGUACCUGAGAGCGUGCCUCUGAUGAUGGCGACAUGGGCGUCUGAGGGAAGCGGACACACGUUCAGUCAGCCGCCUUCAGUAGAUCGCUCGGCAGACCGCUGACCAGAGCACUCGGAGCGUCUUGCAUUGCGUCUAGCUCUUCCUAUAGACGGUGAGGUUACCACACGAAAUGGGCUCAUUCCUUUUUGUCCCAUCGGCUCUCAUCGAACGAGACAGAAUUUUAAAUGAGGAGUCUGCACGCUUUCGCACUACAAGAGAUUGAUGCAGAAGUUGUCAGUACGAACCCUAAGGCAGGGGGCAUUCAAGAAAAGCCCUCUGGCUGAAUGUUAACCCCCCGUAAGGACUUUCGUCUACUGUGAGAGCAGGCUGAUUCUACUGAAAUGUCAGGCUAGGCUGGGUUUGUUUGCUUAGCCCAGCCAGAGACGCCUGCCUGUGUCAUGUCUAUCCUUAUUGUAUGCCCCGCCCAGAUUCCCUGAAGAAUGCGUCUACUUUUAGACAGCUAAACACCUCCUCCUCCGGUGGUAGGCAGAGGCUGACAGGGUUGGGCGUUGACCUUCAAAUCGUCACAUAAUCCCGUCCUCAUGGAGGAAACUGAAGUCGGACACAGGUUGUGGUUGUCCUCAGUCACUCAGAAGCGCACUGCUGAGUGACUGAGUGCUUUCACUACGGCGUGGGGAAAUUGCUGUGUUAGUACUGCCCUCCCAUUGGUUAACGCGCAGUGGAACGCAGCAACUGCCUGGAAAGCAGGUUUAAAUUAAGACGCAACAGGACAUCAGGUGCCCUUAUGGAGAAAAUACUGCCCUCAGUGUCAAAAAAACACGAAUGAGGUAUUCUUAGAGUGGUAUAAAUAAAGUGAAGUGCUUGUGUGCGACUGUAAUAGAAAUUCAUUUUGACCCAACUGGGAACGACUCGGCGUCCCAGCGGGAUUCGAACCCGCGAUAGCAAGGGGAAGGUUUUAACGCAGCUAACGUUCUAGUCAUCUGAACUACAAAGCCUCACAGUGAGCCGUGAAUUUAAUAACAUUUGGGUCUAGCUACUCGCCCAGACUACUGCAGCGGAUGGAAUUCACCAAUUAUGAUACAGAUAGUUGAAUGCCUAGGCAUGACUUUCUAAGCGGUCAAUCCAGAAGCUAACAGAUCAGAUGAAUUGCUCAAGUAUGCCAGAAACAUUAAUUAAUUAAAUGAGGCCGGUAGUCAUCUGGUGGAUCCCGAAUUGAUUGCUUGGGAAAUCCUGCUUGACAGUCAGCUUACUAUAUCAGAAGUGGUGAAAUACAUACGCUGCAGUAGGCUGGGCGGGUAACUUGACCCGAGUGAGAUUAAACUCGCGUCUUCCGGUGGGGCCUCGUAGCUCAGGUGGCUAGAACGUUGGCUGUGCUUAAGCCUUGUCUUUCCUGUUGUGGGUUCGAAUCCCACCGAGGCUGUCGAGUUUCUCACACUUGGGCCAAAAGAGUUAUUCAAAUCUUCUGAAACAACAAUUAGCCAACAAGGUGCCAUGGGAGUCAUGCUAUCGAUAUAAUUGUAGCUUUAAAGUUAAAAACCAAAAUCUAGUAAAGAACGGAAUUUCCGUUAAGGUGCUUGUCAAAUAAUUAAACCCUGAGAUCCUGAAACUUCGAGACAUCCAGCUUGUUCAUAUAGCUAUUGAACAAACGCGACAGAAAAUAAAAAAAUUGUAAGGAAGUUCCAAUGCUUGCCACUUCGGGACGUCAUCACGGUAGGAAAACAUACUUUCUGGGAUACCAAUGUGCCGACGGAUCACCUGCACAAAUCCAUCUGGGAAAAAUAUACGUUUGGCGUCUACAGGUGUGAGGUGUUGAGGAAAUGCAAUUAUGGGUACAGGAAACAACGUAUAGCAAACUAAUUUCCCAUGAAUUUAGUUCGUACGCAGAGUGUGCACCUGAUGAAAAGGGGUAUUAAAGUUGUAUGGUGCGCGUAGCUGUUGGCGUAGCCUACUAUCCGCGCGUUAACAAAUACAGCAGCGGCUCGCAAAUCACCGGACCUAGCACAUAUCUACUGCGACAGGUUAAAACUAGUUUACGACAUCUCUAAAGAGCCACAGGGACUCGUAUGAAUUUGCUGUUUAGUAAUGCCAGCAGGAGUUGAAAGCGUCGUUUGCUUUUCAAAAUGAACGUGGAUUAGCGGGUCUUUUCAAAGCGGAUUUCCACCCCUUUUCCGGGCAAAAAAAUUGAGAAAUCUGCAGUUUCUUACUGACUAAGCACACAAGGUAAGUGUUGCGCGUUUCCUUUCUGGGAGAAGGGAUUCACUUUUUACAGAGUAAAAGUAAUUUAUGAUGAAUUAAGUUAUUUUCUAAGCAACUAUUUUUCACAGUUUUCACAAACUGGAAAAUUUGUUUAAAACGGAACUCGACGUCUUCUCUAGAUCAACAAAUCAAUAAAUGCGUGGUUUUACACAAAAGAGCUAUUAUAGAAUAUUUGAUUGUGUCAUUUGUAUUGCAUUUCUUCGAAUGCUGAGAAUAAAUUGCAAACUACAAACGUCUUAGGAAAUAAAUUCGUUUUGGGUGUGAUUUGCAUAGACAGUUGUAAGCAUUUUCAAAUAAAACUCGGAAUUAUCCUGGAUCGAUGCUCCCUAUUAAUUGGUAUUUCAAAAUUACGUAAACAAUGUUUUUUCAUGGCAGUACACUUAAAGAAUUCAGUCGCGUUUUCGGUAGUUUCUGUCCCUAUUUUAUGGGAUAAUUUGGUAUCCGUUCGAAUUUUCGUUGUUUACUCGUUGGAUAGAAUGUGCAUCGUAAGCAUUUUUGAAAAUUUCCCGUCACAAUAUCCAAAGAGCUUCACUGAGUGUCCACAAUGUGACUAUCGUCUGUGGAAUAGGACAGAAUUCAUCUGUUGUCAUUCCAACGGGUGUUGUCAUAUGCCCGCAAGAAAAUGUUGACUCAUACGAUGAACGAUGCUUACUCCGUAGAACUAAGUGGCGAAGCAAAUAUCCGGUAAAGUACAGUGAAUGACCGAUCUCAUGAAAUGUCAGCCGGAAUUCUGAAAAGAAAGAAUUACUUAGAUGGGGUUUUAGUAUUGAUAAUCAUGCGGAAUAAUCCCACAGUAUUUCGGACUCACCCGGACGUUGGUUUUUGGAUGUAUUUCUUUUUGACCUCCAGUGGAAAGCAGCAUCACUCCUUAUCUCUGUUAAUAAAAUUUAUAGAUUGUGGGAAAUCGGUCUUGGGUAAAGCAGGCCUAUAAAAUUUCCAGUGAGUGGCCGAUCUCGUGAGAUAUUAGCUGAAAUCCUGAAGUACGUCUUCGAUUAGGAAUGGUUACUUACUUACUAAUGCUGAUUAUCACACGGCAUAUUCAUAUAAUAUUUCGGACUCGCCAGGAUGUCGGCUUUUGAAUGCACUUUUUCAACCGCCUGUAGAAACUGCAUUCGGUAAGAAAGUGACUACUUAACUAUUAUGCAUUUUUCACACUUAUGUUCUAUGGCCUUACAAAUGCAAAUGUAUAUUUUGUAGAAAACAUGCGCAAAAAUAUGCUUUCCAUUACUCGUUUGGUAGCAAAUCACGUCGUCUUCGCAUUUUAUGCUCGAGGAACGAGUAUCUUUCGGCUUUAAAAUGUUUCUAGCGCGAGGUUUCGUUCUGCAGCCCCACUUCAUUGAUACCAUGUAAUCAUCAUCCUAAAACAAUUUGAGUAGAUGCGAGUACGCUGGCUUUACAAAUAUCACGUGUUUGCACCUUCCCUGUCAUUUUAAUCCAGCCAAUGACUGUGCCACGUGGGCAGGAGUGCUUAUACACCAUCCUCGUCUACAUCAGGUGUCAGCUCACUCACGCUUUCCUGCGCGUACUUAGAAUCCUCCUUGCGCCCUAGCCGUUAUGCAGCUUUUAAGGCCAUGCAAUGUCCAAUCAUACAGCAUUGUACCAGUCCGUUUACUAGUGCUCAUCUUAAAGUAUACAACACAGUCCGCAUCAUUGCAAAAAUUUAUGAACUCUACAUGAUAUUUUCUUAAAGGCAAAGAGGAAUAUAUGACUUUCCUUACGCGGAAAGUAUGCACCAAAUAGACCGAAAUCGCCGAAUGCCAACGUACUGGCUGGUCUAGCUCAAAAUUAUUCGGGAAUUGGAAAACUUCUUUAACCCCGAAAGAUACUCAUUUUUGCCGUAAUUGUAUCAUUUUUUCACCGUUUCCUGGGUGGCUUUUGUGACAAUUUUGAAUAUGCGUUCUCCUUCAGCAUACUUCGGGUUAACUUUGCCUCUUCUUAAGAGCAAUGUUUUGAACGAACUAUUCCGCCAAAGGGCGGACCCACGUUUUAUGUCCGGCUGAAGGGUGCAGACUGUUGACAAUCAUUUACUGUCUCUGCAGGUACUGGAGGCAUUCGUUGAUAUAUUUUUAGUGUAGGACACAAAUGAACAUCCCCACUUUGUGUUGGAACUCCGGUCCAAGAGAUCAGGUAGAUUAAUAUUGAUAAGUAAGCUAGCCAUGGUCGUUUUAGUGCCGUCAUCUUUGUCGGUAUUGCUUGGCGUCCUUCCCGAUUGUCUGUCGAGUCUGAUGCAUAAUUAAACGGUCAGGAAUUAGGUCAUCCCUUCCUUAUGGAUCUGAAGGAUGAUUCUGGUUGGCAGAUACGCUCGCAGUAGCCAGGCUUUUAAUGCGCCAAUGCAGAAUUAGCCUAAGCAUUCCUAAUCUUAGCUGAUUUUUUCAAAUGACUACGCAAACGCUUGUACCCACAGGACAACCUGUAUUAAUUGAAGCCUGUCCACGAAACCAGUCACUUUUGUCUAUUCUUACGCGGACACAUUACCGGUAACAAAAAACCCAUUCUAUGCCACCUUCGCGAGGGCCUUCAUUGUCUGACCUUGUUCGGAAUACGCUAAGCCCGCAUUGGGGCGUUCUCAAUUCAUUGAUUGGCCCAUGGCAAAUUUGAAUUCCCCAAUCGGGGACGAGGGCGUGACCGCCAUAUGCAUGCGCCUUCCUCACGCCGCAUUCAGCAACACACCCGCCCUGUCUCUGACCCUGCCUCAUAAGACAGACAGAAGGCGUAGAACAGGGUGUGCGCACAACCGUCUUAACCUAUCACUCAAGCACGUUUCGUCUCUCCCCCCUCCCCCUGUGGCUCUAGCAGUGCGUACCGGAUCGAAAACCGCACCUUCAAAGUGUGCCACGGCGACUGGUCGUUACGUGAACCCCGGUGACCUUCAGCGCGCCGAAGAUUUCAGCAUCUCAAACAGCACGGUCAGGAGGGCUGCGGCUGAGGCAGACGGUUCGGCGUCAACGAGUACGCAUCCUGUGCACAUCGGACUUGCCGCUAUGACAGCAUCCGAGGACGAAAAUUCGUCCAACUUGGACUCCUUGGAGAGUACAAACGCCGAUGGCGGCCCUGCCUGUCCCUGGCUCCAUCCAGUUGACGGUUUCAUAGACACAAGCAGAAACAACUUCGAGGAUUGUCCGUUUGAAUCCGGUGAUGAGGGACAGAGGGCUAGUAGACUCUGGACUCACCCAAAACAAAUUGCUGCCCAGUCCUCUCCCUUUUUUCUUCCGAAAAAGGGUCUGGGUUUGUCAAAUGGGUAAGUGAAUGUUACGCUUUUUUAUUGGUCGUCUAGUCAUUAUUGCGACUUUAAAAUUGUGAUAAAAACAAAUGUGCCUAUUGUUAAUCUUUUAUAAAAUAAUGAAGGAACUUUAAAAAAAAACGUUUAAAGUGCCAGUGGCGCUUUAAAUGAGAAAAUGUUACUCAAAGUUUCUUAGUCAUUUUUGGGCGGAGAAAUGUGAUCUCCACUGCCUUCACUGAGAUUUACAUAGUGGUUUUAUGUUGACCAGUUUACUCCGCUUUCAAUAUUUCUUUCCUAAUAUAAUUAAUAUCCAUAAAAUAUAUGUAUUAUAAUCGUUCCACCGUUAAUUAUCUCAAAAAAUCAUGUAAUGGAUCGUCCUUGGUUUUCGGUGCUCAUAAAUACCUGCAAGUCGAGUGAAAGAAACGGUUUUUUGCAAUAUCAUGCUCGAAUUUAAAUAUGAACAGACAAAACUGCGCGCAAGCGCACGCACACAGUGUGCAUCACAAUAAACGACAAUAUUUCUCACCUUACUAUACACACACGAAAAUCACAAAGUGCAUAGCAACUCACGGUGGAUCUAGCCUCUUCACAAAGUGACGCAUUAUAUCUUGCAACAAUUGUCAAUUAAUCUAGCUAACAUUUCUAGAACUAAAAGUCAUUUUACUCAGGUUACAAAAGGUGCAUAUUUAGCUGCAUACUUCGUAAAGUUGUCUAAAGCAGUUGCAAAUAUAAUUACAAAUCCAGUCAGUUAUAAGCUGAAACCCCCCACGGCGCCAUUUUAAAGCAAUGUGCUUUAUGGCCGCUGGCUAAGCCGUGAUGCAAAUGAGAUGUGUUCCAUUUGUUGACAGUUUUAGCUGGAAGGUCACGAGUCUGUGAGGCGUUGUGUUAAUUUUGGAGGAGGGAUCGGCCAAAGGGGAAAGAAAUAUACAAGCUGAUGCCAUUUAUAUGAUCGAAACGUUCCCAAAUUUACAAAACUUCACCUGUCAUCCUGUCUAACUAAACUGCCUUCCUGUGAGUCAGAGGUUCUGACUACUGUUGAUUCUCGGCCCUAGUUUUGAAAUUUUGAUGUUAAGUCGGCAAAUGCCAAAAUUACAAAGAAACACCGCUUGUUUACGAAAUAUCAGUCCGAAUGUGAAGUGCCUCGAUUUUCUGAAGCACCUUAGAUGCAGGAAGGUAGAAUCUUCUUCAGCGGUAGUUCACUAAUCUGUCCUAGCUUACCGGCCAAGAGUUCAUCCGCUCAACGGCCAAACCAAUUUUUUAUGUCCCUUGCUACUUUGCUUGAUGAUCAACAUGUUGUAACUCUUAAGAUACGGUUUCAGUAAUACCCGCGAGUACAAAAUGUCCUGAUUUAAAGGCACACGCGCCAAAUAUCCCAACUAUAGCAUUUUGCCUACAGAGAUGCGUACUGCCUGUGUGCCAACGUUUGGUAGGAAGGCACAUACUGGAAAGGACAUCUCUGACCGUGGAGAGCCUGGCUGAACACUUUUGGCACUUAUUUACAUGUCCGUCUUUAGUUUGCGUCCAUGUGGCCACAUGUCUACAUCGGAACUAGAGUUGAUAUACUGCAACUUGGCAGCAUGGCCAAAAUCGCAGCGCAGAAUAUGAAGAUUGGAGGUCAUUUCGCUUGCUAAUUGAAUGCGGGCCGGAGAAAGUUCAGAGUGUGGCCGAAUCGCGUCGAAUGGGCCGCGAUCUGGUAGCUAGUGUCAUCCUUCCUCACUGCUGCUGCUGCAUGUUCGGCCAUUCGCGUUCGGAGUAGUCCUCCACCUUCUCCGACGUAGUCGUUCUGUUCGUAGCUGCACCAGAUCCGGUAGACGACUCCGUACCUUUCCUGCCGCGGCAGUGGGUUUUCUGGCCGCCCGAUGGUUGCCUCCAGUCUGUGUGUGUGCAACGCCAACUUCAAGUGGUGUGGACAGACGGCUGACUGUUUCUAAAACCUUCUUCACGUACGGCAGUGCUCGACAAAGUUGUCUUUAAUCGAUACGGCAGGUAGAAGAAGUGACAUAAGGGCACCUUGAAGGCCUCGGAUUCAGUCAGGACGCAUGGAAAGUCUUGUUGAAGAUUAGCAGCAGCCGUGGCGGUUGCUAUAAGAAAUAGAGCUGCAACCUUCCAAGAAAAGUAAGGACAGGAGGCCAAAGUUAAUCGACUGAAACGCAAGAGUGAAGUAUUGACAGACAGCAAUGUAAUCGACCAACACCUUCCCAUGUGCUCUACCUUCAAGUACACACUGCGAACCACAUUCUACAACAUCCACACUCGAGUAGCUACGUGAAAUCAACCCGCGUAAUUCAAUCCACCAAAUGAUUAAUCACACACCCUUCUACCCUCCCGCCACCGACAUUGUGACUCCGAAGCGGGACGUACUGUGGGUAGGGCAGCCAUUCGCACCUACUUCAUGUUCGUCUGCUUAGUUCAAAAGAAUGACCAACACACAGUCAACAGGCGCUUAUUCAGUUGGCUUCGUUAGCUUAGAGUUACACCCACGUAUAAGCUUGUGUGAACUUCCAGGCGAAAAAUUGCAGUUUUCAUUUAAAGUAAACCAUCCGAGUGCGCUUUUACCAAAAGAACAUUAAUCAUGCAUAAAAAAGUGAUUUGCCCACGUGUCAAUUUUUUCAAGACACGGAAUCUCCGGACACGGUGAUCAAAAGUCUCUGUUGGUUUCACAUUGCGGUAGAAGUAACCUUUGAGUCAAAGUGCACAAAUAACGUUCCCUUGGUCUUUGGGCAUGUACACAUACCCUACGGGAAACCAGAACCUCGGAUGAAGGCCUUGCAGGGAUCCGAAAAGUCCCGAUAUCCUUCAGCGAGCUAAUUGCAUAAAAGCGUCAUUGGGAUUCUAAUGUAACCGUUUUGGCCUGAUGAAGAGUUACUGAAAACACGUGUUCGCCAAUUUGACCUUUCAAUUGUAACAUGGGAAUAUUCGCUGAACUUAGACAAUCCAAAGAUCCCUCGGUGUUAAAGGAACUCAAUAAAUUCCUAAAGUUUGACACCAGACUUGCGGAGGCACAUGUGACGAGAAAAUUCUUAUCAGGAUGUAUUGACAAGGGUGAAUAUCCGAAAAUCUACUGGAAAACCUUACGAAGGAAUCACAUUGCCACUACCCCAGCCGCACUUAGACGACAUGCAGAAAGUCACCUGGAGACUAUUAACGCCGGAAUUGAGGAACUCCAACGGAAUCUGUGCCAGAGAACGGCGGCCCUGGACCGUCUUGAAAAUUGCGAGAGACUGGCGUUCGAAAACUACGUGCAAACUGUCAGAAGUAAAAGAAUCGAGGCGAGGUGGACUAAGCUCCUUCGAAGUGUCCAACCAGUGAAGGCUCAAACGGCCCUUCCGAAUAAUCCGGAACGGUACGUUCAUAACUAUUCCUCAGUACAGCUUGACAAAACUCUCAUAGAGGUACUGUCUCUUGGUCCUAGGUUUUGCAAUGCACGGCGGAUGCCGAAGCAGCUAGAGUUAGAAGUCCAAUUCGAAAGUCUAUUCAGUCAGACUGCCGAUCUUAAACCUAGCGGGCCUAGAGAAGUAGACUAUCUGAAGUCGACUAUGGUUAAUUUCUGUCAACAGUACUUAAGAAAGGCUCCAAAAAACAAAGGUCCCUUAACAAGGGCCCAUCUCGAUAGCCUCAGAGAACUUCGUAAAAACGAAAACAUUGUGCUAACCAGGCCGGAUAAGGGUUCAGGAGUUGUACUGAUGGAUAGAAAAGAGUACAUAGAAAAACUAGAAGCAAUCUUGUCGGAUCGUACCAAAUUCUCGAAAUCCGAGAAAGACAGGGACCGCACCGAGGCCGUUGAAGGGCAACUGACGGCGGUCCUCAAAGUUCUCCACAAAGAAGGUCAUUUAUCUGACAAAGAAUAUGAGCGACUAAGACCAGUGGGCACGGCCAUACCCAGAAUGUACGGCCUUCCAAAAAUUCACAAACACGGACUACCCCUACGUCCGAUCAUGGAUAUGAGGGAUUCGCCCUAUCACACCAUAGCAAAGUGGCUAGUCGAAAAGCUUAAACCGCUGCAAAGUCAUUUGUAUCCCCUAAGUCUGAAGGACACCUUCGAGUUUGUCGAGGCGAUAAAGGAUAUUAACGUUGACGGACGGAGGAUGCUAUCUUUAGACGUAGCAUCAUUGUUUACUAAUGUACCCGUAGCCGAAACAAUAAACUACCUUUGUGACGUUAUCCGCGACGCGAACUACCCGUUAGGCAUGCCGUUGGAGACGCUAAAAGAGCUUCUGACACGGUGCACGCAAAACGUCCAGUUUCUCUGCAAUGGUCAACUGUACAGGCAAAUAGACGGCGUAGCGAUGGGCUCACCGCUCGGCCCAUUCCUCGCAAAUGUCUUCAUGGGCAAAGUCGAGAUGACAAGUUUACAAGACACCAUUAAUGACCUCAGCUUCUACGGUCGGUACGUGGACGAUAUUUUCUGCCUGACGGAUGUUACCACCGACACAGACGUCCUGAUUCAAAAAUUUAACAAUUCACACCCCUCGCUAACGUUCUCUGCAGAGUUUGAGGCAAACAAUGAAAUCGCGUUCCUCGACGUUCUUCUGCACAGACAAGAGGAUGGGUCUAUCCAACGUAGAGUAUUCCGAAAGAAAACCUGGACGGGACAAUACAUUAACUUUCACAGUUUUGUUCCCCUCAACAUCAAACGAAAUCUAGUCCAGGGAUUGGCAGCUAGAGUGCGACGUAUCUGCUCUCCUGAGACUGUGGAGGCAGAACUCCAGCAGCUGCAGGAUACACUCCACGAAAACGGAUACCCAGAAAGAUUUAUCCUUCGAAAUAUAGGGGAGCGCACUGCAAAGCCUACCAUGGCAACUGCAGAAAAGAAGGACUUAUUUAUACGAUUGCCUUUUCAAGGAGACACAGCAAGUGAACUGGUAAAAAGACGUCUGAAGACAGCGAUCACUAACGCUUUCCCCGCGGCGAACUUACGUGUGUGUUUCACUAACUCUCCCCUCCUACGCUUGGGAGGUAAAGACCGACUCCCGUUGCAGGCCACAUCAAUGUGUAUUUAUUCAUUCACUUGCUCCUGUGGAGCGGGCUACAUCGGCCGUACAACGAGGCGUUUGGAAAAGAGAGUACGUGAACACAUACCGGCCUGGCUAGGCAAAGGUGAGAAGAAAUCGAUCUCGAGUUCUAUUCUCGCACAUCUUGUCGAUACGAAUCACCGAGUCGAUGCCAAAGAAGCCUUUCAGAUUGUCUACCGGACACCAGCAGGCUUCUCCAAAGGCCUACGCCAACGGGUGCUAGCUACAGCUGAGGCAGUGGCUAUACGGCUAGCCAAUCCAGUGCUAUGCUGUCAGAAGACUCUGACACAGGCGCUCUGUCUUCCGUGGCCGACGCCGACCACAACGUCGCUCCAACCUCCUGAUGCCAGGGUGGGUGCACAAGGUACACGACGCACUCACAGCCUAUGCCCCCCCUCCUCCUCGCCCCCCGAACCCAAUUACCACGACACGCCGACCACGCCAUAG
Spirometra erinaceieuropaei is the source of this 23579-nucleotide messenger RNA. The record is from the annotation of a GenBank genome assembly. Lineage: Eukaryota; Metazoa; Platyhelminthes; Cestoda; Diphyllobothriidea; Diphyllobothriidae.